UGUUGGUUAAAGCGGUUAUAAGAUUGAUAUUACGCACCCCCUGCCGGCAUGACAUGCAACAUACCAACAGCCAAACCAACAAGCACGGCUUCCUGCAGACUAAAGGGGGACGAGGUGCAUACGCGUCUCUUGUAUAAGAUACCAGCUGGUGCCUUGUAUGGGCCCCGGUGAAAUUUUCGGGGCGAUCGUUUGCUAUACAUUCCAUAGCCGAGUAGAAUUCCCCAAGAGCUGAGACCAAACGAAAUGGCGACAUUAUAUCCAGCAAUAAACAGUAGUGGAACAAUAACUUCCUUUCUUCCUCUUACGACAAUAUUCACGCCCUCGAUAGAAUGUAGCCGAUACUUUCGACUUAAUGGACCUAGCCUUGUGGCAUUCGACCCCGGGUACGGAUUGGACAUAAACUCCAGUGUUCGAUGUGCACCUUCUGCUGUGACAACCUGGUGGGAGCAAGGCCGACUAGGAGACAAUAACGAAGACCACACUGCUCUCAGUCUAGGACCUUUCACAUGCCCUUACCAAUGGUCGACAGUCGUGAGCUCGGUGGAAAACCAGUCAAGUACGCAUGCCAUGUGCUGUCCCUCAGGCUACUACCUGGCAAAUGGUAUUUCAGGGUUUGUAGUUGGGGACUGUCUGUCAGAUGUAUCAUCAGGCAUGACUUUGACAUACGCCUCGACAUCGACGUCGAUUUCUGAUGUCUGGUACACGGAGACGACCACCCUAGCGCGAAGCUCUGUUGUCGGUGCCAUCGCAAUCGUGGGCUGGAAUAUCAAUCUGGCGACGCCAACAGAACCAGGGACUACAUCAAAGCUUACGACAGAACCUUCGAAACUUAUAUCAACGAGAGAAUCCAUUGCCGUCUCUUCCUCUUCGCUAGCCCCCUCGAUAUCCAGCCCAUCACCAUCCUCGAACAACUCGUCCCGAAUCAGCCAAGGCGCCGCGGCAGGUAUUGGGGUAGGAGUCGGUGUAGGCGUGAUCGGAAUAGCUUCGCUACUUGUGACCCUAUAUGUAAUGAAGAAGCGGAAAAAGAGGAAUGUAGUGAUGCCGCCACAGAGUCAUCAGGGCUAUGGAUCAAUGGCUGUACAACAGCCACUUCAUGAACUUUAUGUGGCGCCCAUUAAACAUGAGCUAGACAACCAGCCAGCUAAACCACAUGAACUACCGGGAGAGUUGUGACAUCCCGCUCAAGGUGGAUCCCAGAGCCGCCCGUCUCUGGCUGAGCUGCAGGAGUAGUUGGACUCGAAUAUUCGGAAUAACGUUUAGAUAAAGUGCAGUCAAUCCUAUCUCGUUUCUUCAGUUGUCAAGCCGAUUAGUGCAUUUAAUCAACUAGAGCACUAGACCUCGUCGUAGUAACUUGGAGGGAAAUUAAUAAAGUUAAUGAGACAGCGCCGCUCGUUCAACUCAUGUCUAGCAAUAGCACGCAGUAAUUUCUCGUCAGCGCGUACAUCCUGGGCACUAAAGUAGAUGGCGAUAAUCAAA
Molecule: messenger RNA, 1476 nt
Organism: Xylaria bambusicola
Lineage: Eukaryota; Fungi; Ascomycota; Sordariomycetes; Xylariales; Xylariaceae
Exons: 2
Coding region: 244-1173 (309 amino acids)
Source: RefSeq, a predicted model, not a curated record